AUGUCCGACGAAGUCAUCCUCUACGAUCUCCCCUCCAAGGGAGGUUUCUCUUGGAGUCUGAAUCCGUGGAAAACCCGUCUUGUGCUCAACUACAAGGGCAUCCCGUACAAGACCGAGUGGAUCGAAUAUCCGGAUCUGAAGCCGACGUUUACAAAGUUUGGCAUCCCUCCCAACACCAACCAACCAUGGGAAUACACCUCGCCGGCCGUCCGCCUCCCGUCGGGCGAGUACGUGAUGGAGUCGCGCGCCAUCGUCGAUAAGCUCGAGAAGCUAUACCCGUCGCCGCCAUUGUACCUGGACUCGCCGUACCUGGCGCGGGUGGAGCAGCUCCUCCCCAAAGUGGCGACGGCGUUCCGCCCCAUCUUCAUGCCGGGGGUGCCUAAGACGUUUCUGAAUCCACCGUCGCACGCGUACUUUGUGGCGUCGCGCGAGAAAUCCGUCGGCAUGACGCUGGACGAGUACGAGGCCAAGAACGCCGAGCAGGCCUGGAAGGACGUCGAGGCCCCGGUCAAGGAACUGGGCGAGCUCUACGCCGAGAACCCCGACGGGCCCUUCCUCUUGGGCAAGCAGCUCUCGUACGCCGACAUCAUGGUCCUGGGCUUCCUGCGCAUGAUUGACCGCUUGGGCCACAAGGAGAGGUUCCUCGCGCUCGAGGGCGGUGAUAAGCUCAGGGCGUUGUAUGAGGCCAGUGCGAAGUGGCUGGAGAGGGAUUCUUACUGA
This is a messenger RNA of Fonsecaea nubica, 720 nucleotides long. RefSeq lists its product as hypothetical. The record is from RefSeq and is a predicted model, not a curated record. Gene Ontology annotation, cellular component: cytoplasm. NCBI's taxonomy places the organism in Eukaryota, Fungi, Ascomycota, Eurotiomycetes, Chaetothyriales, Herpotrichiellaceae. The coding region runs from base 1 to 720 and encodes 239 amino acids. The transcript has 3 exons.